GAUGGCUAUAAAUGGAAGAAGCUAGAUAAAUAAACAUUAAAUCGGUGAAAGAAGCUGAUUAAAAUCCUUUGACAAUCGCAACCUAGCAACUCUGUGAUUAUUCGUUUAUUGGGUUGUUUGGUUAAAAGCUUCAGCCACGGCACUGAUUCACUGUUUCCACGUGUACGUGUAAACGGUAAGUUGACGAAGAAUUGGUUCAAGAUUGUAAUAAUGUGUGUAAAUAAUAGAAUUAUUUUGCGAACCAUUUAGUAAUUCUCGACGACAACAAUAUUGGAAACAUAGAUUCUGUUCUUAUGCUGCUAGAAGAAUCUGAGAAUUUUAUUAACAAUUCAAAUGCACCUUCUGUUUACUACUUCGGAAUUCUGAAAAUUUUACUUCAACUCCAAAAAUGGACUUAAAUUGAGAUUGUAUGAAGUGAAUAUCUGCAAUUGUUGACAGAGGCAUUGUCUAUACAUGAAAAGUUUAGUAUACAAUCGAAGAGGUACACAACUUCCAUAUUCUUUGUGCGUUUCGUUCUUUCUGCGUUGGUUUUUAAUGUCCUGUCUUCGAAUUAAAUUCCGGUUGAAUCGCAAACGACUGGAACUGGGAAACUUCAAAAAUAGUUUUGCGACAAUCUUCAGAUAUUUGUAAUUACCCCUGCUGUGUUGAUAGCAGUCGAUAUUUUUCCAUCAAUAUAGGAAUACAUGAAAACCAGACUAAGACAGAUAUCCAUGUUCUGUGGUGAGGGAAUAAAAUAACGGAAAUUAUGUGAGAAACUUAAGGGAUUGAGUUUCACUGAAGAUAUAUUGUGAUAUCUGUAAAAAGUUUUUCUUUCAAAAAAAAAAAAAAAAAAACCGCAGCUCUUCAUACAGGACCGAACCUAUAUCCAUCGUACAUCUUUAUCUGGAACUGCUAACUUAAUUAUACACGAAUAUGUUGAUACAGGAGAGAAACCAUUGCAUGUGAUAAAUCAUUCCUUCGAAGAAUCGUUUAACUCGACUGAAACGUAUUCAUAAAGGAGAUAAACUUUAUUGUUGUUAUAUUUGUAGAUACCUUAUCUAGACAAAUUCAUUUAAAAUGGAGCCAUAUUGCUGUGAUAUUUGUUGUAAAUCAUUCCCUGAGAGUAGCUGCUUGACUUCUCAUAAAUGCAUUCAGACAAGUGAAAAACCAAAUCACUGUGAAAUUUGUGGUAAAUCAUUCUCUGGGAAGAGUAGCUUAACUAGACACAAGCGUAUUCAUACAGGAGAGAAACCAUAUUACUGUGAUGUAUGUGGUAAAUCAUUCUCUGGAAAAGGUAGCUUAACUAGGCAUGAACGCAUUCAUACAGGAGAAAGGCCUUACCAAUGCAAUAUUUGUAAAAAGUCAUAUUCUGUUAAAAGUAACCUAACUGUACAUGAGCGUAUUCAUAGAGGAGUGAAACCCUAUAACUGCGAUAUCUGUGGUAAGUCAUUCUCUCUAAAUCAUCACUUAACUAAACACAAACGUAUUCACACAGGUGAGAAGCCAUAUCACUGUGAUAUCUGUGGUAAAUUAUUUUCUGAUAAUGGACAAUUAACUUCACACAAACGUAUUCAUACAGGAGAGAAGCCAUAUCCUUGUGAUAUUUGUGGUAAAUCAUUUUCUGGGAGUAGUGAUUUAACAGUACACAAACGUGUUCAUACUGGAGAAAAGCCAUAUCACUGUGAUAUUUGUGGCAAAUCAUUCUCUCAAAGAAAUCACAUAACGAGACACAAACGUAUGCAUACAGGAGAGAAACCAUAUCACUGUGAUAUUUGUAAUAAAUCUUUUUCUGAUGGAGGUAAGUUGACUAAUCAUAUACGUAUUCAUACAGGUGAGAAACCCUAUCACUGCAAUAUCUGUGGCAAAUCAUUCUCUGGAAGUAGUGAAGUAACUGUUCACAGACGGAUUCAUACAGGAGAGAGGCCAUACCACUGUGAUAUUUGUAAUAAAGCAUUCUCUUCUGGAAGUGUCUUAACUAAGCACAAACGUAUUCAUACAGGUGAGAAACCAUAUCACUGUGAUAUCUGUGGUAGAUUGUUUUCUGGAAACAGUGAAUUAACGAUUCACAAACGUAUUCAUACAGGAGAGAAACCAUAUCACUGUGAUAUCUGUGGCAAAUCAUUCUCUGGAAGUAGUGAAGCAGCUAUUCACAAGCGUAUUCAUACAGGAGAGAAGCCCUAUCAUUGCAAUAUCUGUGGUAAAUCAUUCUCUUGUGGAAGUCAUUUAACUAGACACAAACUUAUUCACACAGGUGAAAAACCCCAUAACUGUAGUAUUUGUGGUAAGUCAUUCUCAGACAAAAGUAAAUUAAGUCAUCACAUACGUAUUCACACAGGUUAGAAGAUGUGUCAUUGUGAGACAUAAUUAUGUUCAUACAGGAGACCGAGCACAUCUCUGUGAUGUCUGUGGCAAAAUACUCUCUGGUGGAAAUAUCUUAACUAGACACAGAUAUAUUUGCUCAAGAUGAAACCAAAGGUAACUUAGCUAAGCAUGUAUUAACUGUAUCAUCAUCAUCAUCAUCGUUUAAGGUCUGCUUUCCAUGCUGGCAUGGGUUGGACGAUUUGACUGAGGACUGGUGAGCCAGAAGGCUGCACCAGGCUCCAAUCUGAUCUGGCAGAGUUUCUAUAGCUAGAUGCCCUUCCUAACGCCAACCACUCCGACAGUGUAGUGGGUGCUUUUUACGUGCCACCGGCACGAGGGCCAGUCAGGUGGUACUGACAACGGCCACACUCGGAAUGGUGUUUUUUACAUGCCACUUGCACAGGAGCCAGUCCAGCGGCACUGGCAGAAAACUCAGUUUUUAUCAAGAAAAUUAAUUUUCCUUUUUCUUCUCAGUAUAACUAAUAAUUUUACCAAUAUUAGUACUUUCCUGUGGUAUAAACUAGUAAUAUUCUCAAUGCACAGUAAGUGUAGUUGACAUAAGAAAGUAUCAAUGUUUUUGAAUGUCAGUAUUGAAUCAUUGAUGGUGGGAGGAGAAUAAACAAAUGUAAUAACUUAAAAUACUUUUUCAUUCCUAAUAUUACAGGAAUAAAUUCUUUCUUUUUCUUGUUGGAGAUGAAAGAAAAAAAACAUUAAUUUGAUCAGCAAAAACUAUCACACACUUCUGCACUGUAUUCACCAUAGACAUCAAAAUUCAUUUUAUAAGAAAAAUAUGAUAUAUAACCAUAAAUGUCUUUAUGCAUGAAAGAAGAUAAUAUGAUAACAACCUGACAACGCUAUGUUUUAAAGAACUCAAGUCUAUUGUCAUUGGUGAAAUAACUUAGGACCCUGAUGCAUUUAAUAGAAUUUUUCCUCAAUACUCAUUUAUAUUGCAUCUAACAGAUGUCUUCAAGGAAGAAAGUCAAUAGUGAUUUCACAUUGUGGGUAAAUAGAUGAGAAAUGCAUUCACAUAAUCAGCGGCAACAUCGCUCUACAGUCAUGUUAUAAAAAUAUACUCAGACCAUAACAUGAAAUAUUUUAUCAUAUCACAAUAGGAUAUACAUAUGUUUUUAUAUGUUUUAUUUAUGUUGUGGUUUAAAUUUUAUUCUCUCUCUCUCUCUUUAUCUCUCUCUCACUCUCUCUCUCUCUCUCAUAUAUAUAUAUAUAUAACAAUAAGAGAGUAAUUCUAUCAUUGGUAAAAAAUAUCUAAUUUUAUCAUUUCUUUUAUUUGUAAUAUGAUUCCUUCAUGACUUGAUGGUUAAUACGAGGGAGUGCCAAGAAGUUAAUGGCUUUAAGGGUAUCACAAAAGACCUGUUUGAAGGUCCACCCUUCUGAGUUUGUUUACAGGACUUUAAAAAACUGAAGGACUGCUGCAAUGUGUGUGUGAAUCUGAGAGUGGAAUAUGUUGAAUAAAAUCAUAAUUAACUGAUGCAGUUCUACAUUUAAGAGAUGAGGAAUUAUGUACAUUAUUUACAUUUGACGGAUAUUUGUCCUCAUCUUGUUUGCUGUUAACAUGUUUCGGCUGAUAUACCCUCCAGCCUUAUUCAGGUGUCUUGGGGAAAUUUCGAACUUGGGUUCUCAUUCCUAAGAUAUUUUUCGGUGUUAUUAUUAUUAUUAUUAUUGUUAUUGUUCAGGUCACUGCUUGGAAUCGAACUCAGACUCUUGGGGUUAAUAGCCCGUGCUCUUAACCACUAUGCUAUAUGCCCGUUGGCAAUUAUGGAGUGAAUUUUAGGGCUUAUAAAUCUAAUAUUUUCCUAUCCUUCCUUAAUACCGGUUCCCAUAUGCUAUUCAUAUCUGCACUCGGUCUGCUUGGGAAGUUGUUGAGACCUAGCAUAUGUGCUGCUUCUUUUAGUUUUCUUAUUUUCCAGUGGUGUCCUCUGUCUAUUAUUUUAACUUCAUCCCACAGGAGGAGGUGGUCUCCAUUUUUCCAUACAUAAUCAGCUAUACCCGAUUUAUCAGUAUCUCCUAGUGUCACAACUUUGCGAUGUUCGUCUACCCUUAUUUUGAGGUGGGUGGCAUGUUUCACCUUUGUAUAACCCACCACAGCUGCAUGGGAUGGAGUACACGCAGUCUUUGGUCAUAUUCUCUUCUAUUGGUGGUUUUACUCAAAGGAGAUAUUUGCAAAGUGUUGUAUUACUCUUGAAUAUUGUCCUGAUGUCAUAUGGGCCACAUAUCUUUUGUAUCUUUUUGGACAGGCCUUUCACGUAAUAAUAAUAAUAAUAGCAUUGAAAAAUACCUUAGGACUGAGAACCCAGAUUCGAAAUUUCCCCAAGACACCUGAAGAAGGCUGGAGGGUAUAUCAGCCGAAACGUUGUGUUAACAACAAACAAGAUGAGGACAAAUAUCCAUUGUAUGUAAAUAAUGUAAAUAAUAUAAUUAACUGAUCUUGUAUUUUCUUUUACCCAAAACCAGGAACUUUUCAGCACUCCCUUGUAUAAAUGUCCAUUUCCGUGUGUCCGUGUAACAUUCAACUGUAUAUAUAUAGAUAUAUGGAAAUUUGGCAGGAUAAUGUGUGAAACCUCCUUACCAAUGUUUUAAUGCCCAUCCUAUAUGCAAAUGUGGGUUGGACAUGUCUAUUGUAUAUAUUUUCUCAUUUUUGUGAUGAAGCCAAGUAUCCUUAAUUUUUACCCUGUCACUCUUUGGAAAUGUUGUGAAUAUCAUGAAAAUUUUCAAUAAAGUUUAUGAUUAAAUUA
This is a messenger RNA of Octopus bimaculoides (California two-spot octopus), 5090 nucleotides long. RefSeq lists its product as uncharacterized. NCBI's taxonomy places the organism in Eukaryota, Metazoa, Mollusca, Cephalopoda, Octopoda, Octopodidae. Gene Ontology annotation, molecular function: DNA-binding transcription activator activity, RNA polymerase II-specific; RNA polymerase II cis-regulatory region sequence-specific DNA binding. Gene Ontology annotation, biological process: regulation of transcription by RNA polymerase II. The record is from RefSeq and is a predicted model, not a curated record. Gene Ontology annotation, cellular component: nucleus.